GAAAUAACUAUAAAAAAUAAAUAAUACAGUAUCAUCUAACUAAUCAUAAAAUAAAAGAUAUCGGUUUAAGAAUAAUCAGCAAAGAGAUACUGUGAUUUAUUCUUAAAUCAAAAUCAGAGUUGGUUUAAAUAAAUAGUCAAAUACAAUAAAUAAAGGAGGAUUAAAAAGAACUUUUUAAUGAAAACUAUGAAGUGAAUAUGGAAAACAAUAGAAAAAAAAAUAGAAAUUGCAGAAUUAAGAAUUUUGCCAUAGAAAUUUAGGCAAAUCAAAUGGAUUGAAUGUUUCUAAAUUGAUGCAUGAAAUAAUAGCAUCUCCAACAAGAGCAAAGAAAUUAAAAAAGAUCAAACAAUAUAGAAUUUGUCGAUUCGUUCAAAAAUGAAAGAAACGAAUUAAUGAUUAUGUGGCCCAAUAUUGUUCGUGAAUUGACAGAAAAUAAUGAAGAAUUACCGGAUGUUAACAAAUGGAUAACAGAGAUAUUGGAAUAUAAUGUUCCAAAAGGAGGAAAACGAAGAUCAGUAUCACUUGUAAUCGCAUAUAAAUUGCUGGCGUCUCAAGACCAAUUAACAAAAGAAAAUAUUUGUUUAGCUCGUAUUCUAGCUUGGUGUAUAGAAAUAAUGCAUGCAUUUUACAUAGUGAUGGAUGAUAUUGUAGAUCAUACAGACAUACGAAGAAAUCAACCAACCUGGCAUGUAAAAGUUGGAUUAGGAGCAAUUAAUGAUGCUUUAAUUUUGGAAACAUGUAUAUACAAGCUUCUUGAGAAACAUUUUAAAUCGAAAAAUUGUUAUGUAGAUAUCGUGGAUCUAUUUUUGAAGUAUAAUAAAAAAGCAGGGCAUGGUCAAUGUCUAGAUAUAUUGAUAUCAACAAAUUGGGGAAAGAAGGCGAAUUUUGAUCUUUUCUCUAUGGACCAAUACAAUACUUUAGUAAAAUAUAAAACAUCUUACUUCUCAUUUAUUCUUCCAUUCAGUCUUGCUAUGCGUUUCGCUGACAUAAUCGAUCCAGAAAUGCAUAGGGAAGCAGAAAAAAUUCUGAUAAAAAUAAGUCAUCUUUUCCAAGUACAAAAUGAUUUUUUGGAUUAUUACAGUAAAGAAGAAAUCGGAGGAAAAAGUGGAACUGACAUACAAGAAGGAAAAUGUACAUGGCCUAUUGUGGUUGCAUUGCAGCGAGCUACAGCCAAACAAAAGAAAAUUUUAAAAGAAUGUUAUGGAGGAGCUGAUGAAGAAAAAGUAAAACGUGUGAAAGAAAUUUAUGAAGAGAUAGGUAUAUCAAAUAUCUAUUUGGAUUACGAAGAAGAAACGCAUAAUUUAUUGAAUACAUAUAUACAACAAUUAUCUUCGAAACUUCCGACUGAAUACUUUUUAUACUUACUUGCUACAUCAUGUAGAAAAAUAGGACAAAAAGAUUGUACAAAAUAUUCCAAAAACAUGGGAUCACACAUUCAAUUAUUCAGAAAUUCUUAAGAUAAUAUCAAGUGAUAUUUUCCUUUGCAAAAAUUUUCUUUAUUAUUUUUGAUAUUAUUAACGAAUUAUUAACGAAAAAUAUUGUCUUAUGUGUCAUGAACACAAAUAAAUUGAAGCAACAUAUUGAAGAAACUUACAUAUACAAUUAUUUUUUUUUAUUAUAAAAAAUAUGUAUUUUGAAUAAACAAUUAUAUUACAUGAACUAUAUUAAAUUAAAAAAAAAUUAAUCAAAUAAAUACAUAAAAUCAACCGUUUAAGAAAAUUCGUGAAAUCUUUUCUCCUGGAUAUCUUUUUUUAACAUUGAUAGUAUUCUGGUAUAUAUCCUUAUCCUUAAAGAUAUUCUUAACAGAUUUGCAUAACACUAAAUUGAUUAAAUUGAUAGAUAAAACAUCAUCAGAAAAUAAUACACACGAAGGCAAUGUAUCAUCCGAUCAAUCGGAUGAUUUAUCAUUUACUUCACACAUGGUUAAUGAUUAAUUAUAAUCACUAAUGGCAUAUAAAUACUCGCUCCGCUUCUAGUUACCUACACAUUGAUUACGUGAU
Messenger RNA from Apis laboriosa (Himalayan honeybee), 2000 nucleotides. RefSeq names its product farnesyl pyrophosphate synthase-like. Gene Ontology annotation, cellular component: cytoplasm. Gene Ontology annotation, biological process: trans, trans-farnesyl diphosphate biosynthetic process. The coding region runs from base 393 to 1457 and encodes 354 amino acids. NCBI's taxonomy places the organism in Eukaryota, Metazoa, Arthropoda, Insecta, Hymenoptera, Apidae. The record is from RefSeq and is a predicted model, not a curated record. Gene Ontology annotation, molecular function: (2E,6E)-farnesyl diphosphate synthase activity; dimethylallyltranstransferase activity. The transcript is spliced from 8 exons.